This is a messenger RNA of Vicia villosa (hairy vetch), 1497 nucleotides long. RefSeq lists its product as uncharacterized. The transcript is spliced from 4 exons. Lineage: Eukaryota; Viridiplantae; Streptophyta; Magnoliopsida; Fabales; Fabaceae. Gene Ontology annotation, molecular function: nucleic acid binding; zinc ion binding. The record is from RefSeq and is a predicted model, not a curated record. The coding region runs from base 159 to 1193 and encodes 344 amino acids.
CUCAUUUCAUUUUUCUGGUUUUUUUUGAAGAAUAGAAGUGGAGGAGAGGAGCAAGAGGAGGAACUAGGGUUUUGGAGGAGAAAUCAAGAGGUUCUGGAGUUUAGUAGCCGCGUGUGACCUAGCCGGAGGUUCUUCCUUGGUUAUUGGAGACUAGGACGAUGGUUGCAGGCAGGAAUGAUGAUGCUAUUGCUGAGGCAUUGAGGAUGUUGGCUGGCUCCAUUGGUCAGAUUCCUCAAGCGAAUGCUGGUAACCGAAAUGGAGAUGAUGAUGAGUACCGUGCUUUAGGGAGAUUCCAGAGGAACAAUCCUCCUGUUUUUGAAGGUGAACAUGAACCUGAUAAAGCUCAAGCUUGGCUGAAGGCGAUUGAGAAGAUCUUCAGAGUUAUGAACUGCACUGAUGCUCAGAGGGUGCAGUUUGGUACUCAUAUGCUGGAAAAGGAAGCUGAAGAUUGGUGGAACAACACUCUUCAGAGGUUUGAAGAAGAUGGCAUUGAGGUUACUUGGGAUCUUUUCCGUGAUGUCUUCUUGGAGAACUAUUUUCCUGAAGAUUGUCGUGGGAAGAAAGAGGUGGAGUUCCUUGAGUUGAAGCAAGGAAAUGGUACUGUUGCUGUUUAUGCUGCUAAAUUUCAGGAGCUUAUCAAGUAUUGUCCCCACUAUAAUACUGCUAAUGCUGAGAGAUCCAAAUGUUUGAAGUUUGUGAAUGGCUUGAGACAUGAUAUCAAGAAGGCUAUUGGUUACCAACAGAUUACCCGUUUUACUGAGUUGGUUAACAAGAGUCGGAUUUAUGAUGAGGGUAGUAGAGAGAGUGCCUCUAUCUACAAGAGUUUGAAGGGAAAGAAUCAGGAUCGUGGGAAGCCGUAUGAUGACAAGAGGAAACAAGCUGGUUUUGGCAAGAAGCCAAGUUGGGGAGGACCUUCUACUUCACCUAAGUGUUUCAAAUGUGGAGCUGAGUGUCAUAAAGCUGCUGAGUGCAAGAAAGAGGUUACUACUUGUUUUAAGUGUGGCAAGUAUGGUCACAUAGCUACUAAUUGUAGAGGUGGUUCGAAUGUGACUUGUUUUAACUGUGGAGAGAAAGGCCAUGUUAGUACAAAAUGUGACAAGCCAAAGAAGGAACAAGCAAAAGGAAAAGUGUUUGCAUUGUCUGGUGCGGGAGCCACUACUGAUGAGAGGCUAAUUCAAGGUUCUGGAGUUUAGUAGCCGCGUGUGACCUAGCCGGAGGUUCUUCCUUGGUUAUUGGAGACUAGGUAGUGAGUCAAUGCUCUGGUCAUGUAACACUGGGUAGACUAGGUGUAUUGAACUCAUGUUAUAUUUGCGUAUGUAUUAUGCUAUGACUGGUGAACUUAUUUAUUAGUUACAUGUCUUUUGAGAGGUUUACAAGCCAAACCAUUUUGAUUAUGUUUAUGUUGAAUUGAGAUUAUUAGUCGAUGUAUGAUCAUGGUAUGGGACAUGAAUCAUUAUAAAUCACAUGAGUAUCAUAUAUUUCCGCUGUGAAUGCAUA